Messenger RNA from Linnemannia hyalina, 852 nucleotides. The record is from the annotation of a GenBank genome assembly. Lineage: Eukaryota; Fungi; Mortierellomycota; Mortierellomycetes; Mortierellales; Mortierellaceae.
AUGAUCUUUUCCAUCUACAUCAUCAACAAGGCCGGAGGUCUCGUCUACAACAAGGACUAUUCCGAGGGUCUCUCCAAGCUCACCUCCAACGAGUACCUCGUACUUGCAGGAACCUUCCACGGUGUCCAUGCUAUCACGUCCAAGAUCUCACCUGCGCCUGGAUCCAGUGGAAUUGAGAUGCUCGAGACCGAUACUUUCAGGAUACAUUGCUUCCAGACCCUCACAGGCACGAAAUUCUUGUUGGUGGCAGACCCUCAACAACCCUCAAUUGACAUGAUUUUGAAAAAGAUCUACGAGACAUACUCAGACUACACGGUCAAGAACCCCUUCCAGAACCCCGAGAUGCCUAUCCGCUCAGAACAAUUCGAUGUCCACUUGUUGAAGAUGGUCAAGUCGUUCAAUGGACUCGUGGCCAACAACAGUAACCCCUAUAACGUCGGUGGCAACGCAGGCGCUAAUGCUUCCCUCCAGAGCCAACCUCAUGUCCCUUUUCUCAUGAAGCUCAACACCGAGACUGUCACAGUCGAGCUCAAGAACGGUACCAUUGUUCACGGCACAGUCACAGGUGUUGAUAUGAGCAUGAACACACAUUUGAGAGCUGUCAAGAUGACGGUCAAGAACAAGGAUCCCGUCAGUCUAGAGUCGUUGAGCAUCCGUGGCAACAACAUCAGAUACUUUAUCCUCCCCGAAAACUUGCCACUGGACACCCUGUUGAUCGACGAUUCACCCAAGAGCAAAUCCAAGAAGAAGGCUGUAGGAUCGUCGGGACCAGUUUCAGUGAGGGGACGCGGUCGUGGUCGUGGUGGCGCAAGAGGCGGCGGCCGUGGUCGUGGCCGUGGAGGCCGCCCUUAA